GCCUGGGGCUGCCGCCCCGCUGACCGUGAACAACUUGGGCCUGCCGGGAGCCCGGGGCCGCAGGUCCGGAGCCGGGAGGCUCUGACCCUUGAACCCUGACUUGGCCCCUGGGUCAAAGUGACCAGUAAUAACAACAAUACGGACCACAGCCGGCGCCCCUGUAGCGCUUUAUGGUUUGCAAAGCGCUUCACUUACGUGGAGGAUACAGGCUCAACAUGUUGCCUGAGGCUUUGCUGGUGUCGGCGCCUGGGAAAAUCAUCCUUCAUGGGGAGCAUGCCGUGGUCCAUGGCAAGAUCGCGUUGGCUGAAGCCUUGAACUUGAGAACGUUCCUGCGGAUAAAGCCCCAAAAAGACGAGAAAGUGAGGCUCAGCUUGCCAAACAUAGGGGCCAAGAGGGACUGGGACGUUUCCAAGCUCCAGCUUCUGCAUGAGGCCUUCCUAGACUCCGGGGAGCCCCCAGCUCCGACGCCAGAGCAAGUGGAAAAACUGAAGGUGUUUGCAGGCUUCCCGACGGGCUCCUCCGAUAGCGAGUGCCUGGCCGUGCUGGCCUUCCUCUAUUUGUACUUAUCUGUUUGCAGGAAGCAGAGGCCCUUGCCCAGCGUGGACAUCGUGGUGUGGUCUGAGCUGCCCACCGGGGCGGGCCUUGGCUCCAGCGCUGCCUACUCGGUCUGCUUGGCAGCUGCCCUGCUGGCCUCCUGUGAAGAGAUCACGGGUCAUCUGAAGGAAGGCACCGCCAGUGCCAGGUGGACUGAGGAGGAGCUGAAUUUGAUUAACAGAUGGGCCUUUCUGGGAGAGAAGGUCAUUCAUGGGAACCCUUCUGGUGUGGAUAACUCCAUCAGCACUUGGGGUGGAGCCCUUCGAUUCCAAGGAGGGAACGUUUUGUCUUUACAGAGGAUUCCGAUCUUGAGAAUUCUCCUGACCAACACCAAAGUGCCCCGGAGCACCAAGACCCUGGUGGCUGGUGUCAAAGACAAGCUGGUAAAGUUCCCAGAGAUCAUGAACCCAUUACUAGCUUCAAUCAAUGCUAUUUCCCAGGAAUGUGAGCGCGUGCUGGGUGUGAUGGCAGUGGCCCCGACCCCCGAGCAGUACGUGGUAUUGGAAGAGCUCAUUGACAUGAACCAGCAUCACCUCAAUGCCAUUGGAGUGGGCCACGCCUCCCUGGACAGGCUGUGCCAGGUCACAGCAUCCCACGGGCUGCACAGUAAGCUGACGGGGGCCGGCGGCGGGGGCUGCGGCUUCACUCUGCUCAGACCAGGUCUGGAGCAGUCUGUGGUAGAAGCAGCCAAACAGGCCCUCACCGACUGUGGGUUCGAGUGCUGGGAGACCAUCAUUGGGGCUCCUGGAGUCUCACUCCAUUCUGAGUCUUCCUUAAAGGCCGACGUGCUACAGGCUUUGAACAGCUCCUAGGGUAAUGCUCUGCGGUCACUGUCCCAGACAGCAGCUUCCUGGGCCCCUGGCAGCCACAAGCUCCCGACAGACAGCUAGCCGGCCUGCCCCAGUGCCGGUCAUGGCUGCAUGCAGCCAGAGCUGCGGGCUGGCACAUGAGAACGGCAUCCCAUUCUGUGUAGGUGCACGCCGCUCCCACGGUCACCGGAUGCUCCCCCUCCACUUCCUGAUGCCCACAGCUGCCCCAGAGGCGAAGGCUCUCCCAUUUCCAAACUUCCCUUACCGCCGGGUCCCUAAGAGCUACCGUAAACCCAUUGGUUUCGGGCCUUGUUCCCUCUUUCCUCCGACUCAGUGCCUGAACCCGCUUGGGCUGGAGGGAUACCCUCAGCUCUGGCUGUGGCGGUUCUCUGCUUGUAGAGACGAGGUGAGGGCGAGGUGCCUCCUUUGCCCUUUCUGCUUCUCCAGAUCCCGCCCCUCAGCACCGGCCCUGCGAUGAAUCCUUCGCUGACCGCUCAAGCCCUGGCGGACUCCCUCUGGAAAUCUCAGGGUGGUACCACCCGGACUCCUCAGUCAUCACUUAGCCAGUGCUGUUUGGGGUCAUCUGUUAAAUUGUCACGGAUAAGCAUCUUGUCUUCAGCAGCGAAACUGGAAUUGUCCAUGCAGGCCACUCCUCCCAUUUUAAAAUUCCUUUGGACACCCUAGCACCGAGCAGGCCUCUCCGAAUGUCCGAAUGAAUGAACCGGGGAAGACGUCAUGUCCUUUGUGGUAUGUUUAAUGUACCAUACUGGUCCUCGUAUAGAGCGUUCUUGCCCCCACGUCCAGCUGGUAUGAAAUAUGAGAAUUUCCUGUGAUAAUUCUGUGUCCAUGAGAUGAUCUCGCUGCCUGGAGUCCCAGGGAGCUUUUCUGCCCAGCAGCUUCUGCAGAAUCCAAAGGAAAGACCAGGAUCCUCUGAUCCAGCCAUGGGGCGCUUGGGAGUUCUUCCCAUCCUUAACUCCUGAAAGGUGCAGGGAGGGGGGAGGUGGAGGCCAACUUGUCCCCAUGACCUCCACAUGGAGUGGAGAGGUGGAGGGAAGAUUUGAAAGUUUUGGGGAUGGAGGAAAGGAACUUGACCUUGUAAAGAUGUUUUUAAAUACAGAAAUGUAUGCUGAGUAAA
This is a messenger RNA of Vombatus ursinus (common wombat), 2538 nucleotides long. RefSeq names its product mevalonate kinase (gene MVK). The transcript has 11 exons. NCBI's taxonomy places the organism in Eukaryota, Metazoa, Chordata, Mammalia, Diprotodontia, Vombatidae. The record is from RefSeq and is a predicted model, not a curated record. Gene Ontology annotation, molecular function: mevalonate kinase activity; ATP binding. The coding region runs from base 171 to 1406 and encodes 411 amino acids. Gene Ontology annotation, cellular component: cytoplasm. Gene Ontology annotation, biological process: isoprenoid biosynthetic process; cholesterol biosynthetic process.